Messenger RNA from Monodelphis domestica (gray short-tailed opossum), 1391 nucleotides. It is a transcript of the gene DIO1, whose product is annotated as iodothyronine deiodinase 1. Gene Ontology annotation, biological process: thyroid hormone metabolic process. Gene Ontology annotation, molecular function: thyroxine 5'-deiodinase activity. NCBI's taxonomy places the organism in Eukaryota, Metazoa, Chordata, Mammalia, Didelphimorphia, Didelphidae. The record is from RefSeq and is a predicted model, not a curated record.
UCCUCUCUUUUGCCACUCCCACCCCCAGGCCCUUGGUCGGGCCCCAGACGGGGCCAGCACCCAGCUCCGGGCUCCACACCCAUCCUGGGCUGUGCCCUCCCCCCUGCUGCCCUUUUGAUCCCCGUUCCGGGCACCUCCUGCUCAGGCUGCAGCCCGUUUCCACCAUGGCGGAGCUGCUGCGGCUCUGGCUCUGGCUCUGGCUCAGGCUCCAGCGCCUCUGGGUCUUGCUGCAGGUGGUGGGGCAUGUGUUGAUGGGGAAGCUGAUGAAGAUGCUGUCCCCGGACAGGAUGAAGCAGCACAUCCUGGGCAUGGGCCAGAAGAGCAGCAUUUUCCAGAACCCCAACUUUAAGUAUGAGAACUGGGGGCCCACGUUCUUCACGCUGCCCUAUUUCCUCUUCGUCUUGAGGGUCCGCUGGCAGCGGCUGGAGGACCAGGCCCUGCAGGGAGGGCCGGCCCCGGACUGCCCUGUGGUCAGCCUGCGGGGACAGCCUCGCCGCCUCUGGGACUUCAUGCACGGCAACAGGCCUUUGGUGUUGAGUUUUGGCAGCUGCACCUGACCCUCCUUUAUCUUCAAAUUUGACCAGUUCCACAGGAUCAUGGAAGACUUCAGCUCAGUAGCAGAUUUUCUCAUUAUCUACAUUGAAGAAGCGCAUGCCACAGACGGCUGGGCCUUUGCGAACAAUAUAGACAUUAAGCAGCAUCGCACCCUCCAGGAUCGCAUGGAGGCUGCGCGGCUGCUGAUGGACAGGAAGCCGCUGUGCCCCAUCGUUGUAGACACCAUGGACAACUUGGCCACCAGGAAAUAUGCUGCCCUCCCAGAGCGCUUCUAUAUCCUUCUGGAAGGCCACAUCCUCUACAAGGGUGGACCAGGCCCCUGGAGCUACAACCCAGAAGAGGUCCGGGCCGUCUUGGAAACACUGAGCAGAUAAACCCUGGGGAUGUUCUGCUCCAGCUGCAGAGAUGAUUGGGGCUUCCCACCCUGUCGGCCCUCAUUCCUGCCCGAUGUUCUGGCUGAGCCCAGGCCCAGCCCCAGCCCCAGAGGCAUCAGUAGCCCCCUCUGACCACGAGGGUCUCUGCACCUCUUCCAGACUCCCCCAGCUCGGGAGGUCCAUGAGGCAGCCAUCGCGUGCAUUUCCAUCCUGCUUCUACAAAUAUUUAUUUAUGACAAUCACAGCCUAAAGCUCAGGGCAGCUGGGAUUCGACGGGAGAAAAAGUUUGUAAGAGGCAGCGAGCACGCGUGGAAGGGACUCGGAGUUCCCAAGAAGCCUCUCCCCUUCCCUCUCCCACCCAGAAAGGCUCGAGGGAGCCAUGCAUGACUGACGGACUGACCGUCCCUUAUUUUCUUGGCUUUCAGGGGAAACGGGGCUAAUAAAGGCUUCUGGGCGACUGCC